Vigna angularis (adzuki bean) is the source of this 2187-nucleotide messenger RNA. RefSeq names its product probable jasmonic acid carboxyl methyltransferase 2. Gene Ontology annotation, biological process: methylation. Gene Ontology annotation, molecular function: S-adenosylmethionine-dependent methyltransferase activity. The record is from RefSeq and is a predicted model, not a curated record. The transcript has 4 exons. The coding region runs from base 868 to 1938 and encodes 356 amino acids. Lineage: Eukaryota; Viridiplantae; Streptophyta; Magnoliopsida; Fabales; Fabaceae.
AUAUUUUGUGGUCCUGUAUGUACUUGUGACGUGACAUCCUUUGAUGUGCUUGUCAAUUAAUUGAGUGGAAGGUCCCUGAAGACAAUUUAUGCUGUGAUGAUAUCUAAUGUCACUUUUUAUUUAAAAUAGUAGUCUGGAUCUUGGUCGCACAUGGGUUUUGAAAAAUUAAUUAGUAAUACACAUAUAAUAAUCAAAUACCUAGUCAUAAUUAUAAUUUUUUGUGUAAUUUUAUAAAUAUUAUGAACCAUAACAUACGAGUAUUUGUAAUCUAUCAAAGUCACCAUUGGAAUAUGAGGCAUUCGUUUUCUUUUUGAAUUGUCAUUUAUCUUAACAUCUUUUUGAAUAUAAGCUUACCAAAUAUUCUUAUUUUCCUUGCCAUCUCAUCUAUUAAAUGGAUGUCAUCAUAAACAAACGAUCAAUUCGAACUGCUUUCGUUGUAAGUGAGCAUACCAUCAAUUAUCUUGGAAUAAAUUACGAAUGUUAAAAUUGAAAAUAAGUAGGAACUUAGGUAGCACAACAUUAACUCGAAUUUAGAAAUAAAAAUAAAUCUUUAUAAAUAUUCUAUCACUAAAAAUUAUAUUACAAUGCAUAUUUCACUGUUUGAGAAGGUCAAUUUGUGAUUCAAAGACAUGUUUAUGAAAUUGAGAGAAAUAAGCUAUGGUAUGCGAAUGUGGAUAUUUUUUCUUACGUAUGUGCUGACGUAAGAACUUUUGGACUGUAAUGUUGCACUUAAAAGCCUCCGGUUGUUUAAAAGGCGAUCCAGGAACCAAGUUCAUCACUGUCGCACGAAAUCAUUACUCACCCACGCUUUCAUCUUCUCCCUGCCACCCUGCGUAGCAAUGGAAACAGUUCAGUUUAUUUUCGCUAAUGGUGGAGCUGGAGAAGCAAGCUAUGCAAACAAUUCCUCCUUUCAAUUUCGUGCAGAGUAAGAUUAUAUCAAAAGUGAAACCCAUCCUAGAAGAAAGUAUGAAGUCCCUGUACUGCAACUCUGUCCCGAGCUGUUUCAGAGUGGCUGAUCUGGGUUGUUCUUCGGGACCAAAUGCACUUCAGGCGGCGUAUGAUGUUAUCGAUGUUGUUCAUAACAUAAGUCGCAGCUAUAACCGUGAGCCACCCAUCACAUUCCAAAUUUACCUGAACGAUCAAUUUCAAAACGAUUUCAACAACAUCUUUGAGGCCCUACCUUGCUUCUACGAGAGGCUACGAGAAGAAAAGGGAGAGGGAUUUGGUGCAUGUUUCGUCAAUGCAACGCCCGGAAGCUUUUAUGGGAGACUCUUCCCGACCAACUCCAUGCACUUUUUUCACUCUUCCACCAGUCUCCAUUGGCUCUCUCAGGCUCCGAAAGGAUUGAUUAACAAGGAAAACAUUUACUUCACCAACACGAGCCCAUGCACAGUGUACCAAGCUUACCUUGAUCAGUUCAGUGAAGAUUUCAAUCUGUUUCUAAAAUCACGAGCGGAGGAACUAGUGCAUGGUGGUGGUAUGGUUCUAACAUUUGUUGGCAGAGAUGAAACUUCCGACAUAAUCACUCCUUGGGGGUUGAUUGGUUUGGUUCUCAAUGACAUGGUUUUGGAGAGUUUGAUUGAAGAGGCAAAGUUGGAGUCCGUUCAUAUGCCAAGAUAUGGUCCUACUGCUGAUGAAGUUAAGCAAUUGAUUGAUGCAGAAGGGCGUUUUAUUCUUGAAAAGUUGGAGACAUUCAAGUCGGGAUGGGAUGAGGGCUUGAAAGAAAAUGGUAACAGUGAUAUGGCUUUGGAUGUAAAUGUCAGAGCCAAUUUCAUAGCCAAAUACGUGAGAGCUACUACCGAACCUUUUCUGACUUCACGGUUUGGAGAAGGUAUAAUCGAUGAAUUAUUCCUUAGAUUCGGAAAGAAGGUUGCCAAACUGUUGGAGGAACAAAAAUUAGAGUAUACUUAUCUGGUCAUGUUCAUGACAAAAAAGUGAAUGAGCAACGUAAUUUAAGCUUAGAAUCCAAAAUUCACCUGACAUGUUUACGUUCACCUUCUAUCUCGUUUAUCAAGUUUGUAUUUAGUUUACGUUGCAGGGAGUCCACGUAUAAUAUAAUAUACGGUUGACACCCCUAAUCUUUACCAUAUUUUUACUUCGUUACGCAGAUAUAAUAAAAUGUAGUCAGUAUUUCAGUGUCAACCAAUCAUUUUCUUGUAAUAUAACAUACAAUCUUUUGUGUUAUUA